Molecule: messenger RNA, 606 nt
Organism: Drosophila eugracilis
Lineage: Eukaryota; Metazoa; Arthropoda; Insecta; Diptera; Drosophilidae
Product: thioredoxin, mitochondrial
Exons: 2
Coding region: 96-530 (144 amino acids)
Biological process (GO): cell redox homeostasis
Cellular component (GO): mitochondrion
Molecular function (GO): protein-disulfide reductase activity
Source: RefSeq, a predicted model, not a curated record
UCGGGUCGGUAGCACGUUGCUUCCUCAAUAUUUUUCGAAUCAAAAUUUAGUUUAAAAAUUAUUUUUUUGGGUUGAAAUUUAAUUUGUUCAUUACAAUGUCGAGUUAUAGAAGAUUAUACCGGGUAGAGCGUCUCAUGAAUCUGCUCAAGGCCAGUCGCGGAAUGAAUAGUACGGGCAGACAACCAAUCUUCGAUGUGGAAACCAGAAAGGACUUUGUGCAGCGCGUGAUAAACAGUGAUCGACCGGUGGUUGUGGAUUUCCACGCCAGUUGGUGCUGUCCUUGCAAGGCUCUGGCUCCCCGCUUAGAGAACAUUGUCUCGGAGCAAGGCGGCCGGGUACGUUUGGCUCGCGUCGAUAUCGAUGAGCAUGGGGAACUGGCCCUUGACUACAAUGUGGCCUCCGUUCCAUCACUGGUAGUCAUUAGCAACGGCAAGGUGGUCAACCGUAUGGUCGGUCUGCAGACCAGCGAAUACAUCCGCAAGUGGCUCAACAAGGUGAUGUCCCAUUCGUCUGCGGAUGUUGAGAAGUAGAUCAGGAUGUCAAUGGAGAGUGGAAUCACGUUUUUGUAGGCUCGCUUAAAGUUUGAUUAAAUCAUUUUCACGGCAA